Molecule: messenger RNA, 1013 nt
Organism: Metschnikowia bicuspidata var. bicuspidata NRRL YB-4993
Lineage: Eukaryota; Fungi; Ascomycota; Pichiomycetes; Serinales; Metschnikowiaceae
Exons: 1
Coding region: 198-950 (250 amino acids)
Biological process (GO): basic amino acid transmembrane export from vacuole
Cellular component (GO): fungal-type vacuole membrane
Source: RefSeq, a predicted model, not a curated record
UUUUGUUAUUCGCGCCCUUGCAGAAAACCUGGCAUCAUGGAGGACAACUGUGUCUGGAGUCAUGGGACUGACGUCGUAUGUACUGCUUUUUCCCCGAACAGCACAUGAAGAAUGCAAAAAACCUAGCCAGUAUUUCCUCGGCUUUCUCCGAACUCGUCUACUAACUUUCCAGGCUCGCUUGCUGGGUCGUGUUGCUCAUGCCACAGCUCAUUGAGCAAUGGCGGAUGAAAUCGGCCGACGGAAUUGCCAUUGGCUUCAUCUCAAUCUGGUUUUUGGGCGACGUGUUCAACUUGGCAGGCUCUCUCUGGGCCAGACUAUUACCGGAGGUCAUUUCGAUAGCCGUGUGGUUCUGCAUUGCGGACUUCAUGAUGAUUUUCUCGUACUUCUACUAUACGAGGAUCUACCCCCAGCACCACAAAACCAAGCCUGUGGCCAGCGCUGAAACUACGGAAAGUCAGAGCCCACAAGCUCCUUUGUUGAGAAGAAGGUCGUCUGCUCUCACCGAUAUUGCGCUUGAGCCGGAGGAAUAUAGCGUGUUCACAAAAUACAUACUUCCUGUUCUUUUUGUGAUUGGCGCCGGGUGUUUCGGUUACUUAUUUGCAGGCUCAGACUCAUCGGCGAACGACGGCCAGGAUGCGGACAUCCUGUUGGGUCCUCAGAUUGUGGGCUAUCUUUCUGCGUUUCUCUACUUGGGCGCGCGGAUCCCCCAAAUCAUCCAAAACCAUAAAAGACGGUCCGUGGAGGGCUUGAGUUUGUUGUUCUUCAUGUUUUCCACGUUGGGCAACCUCACCUACGCGGGCCAAAUCCUCUUCUACAGAAGCGAUUCAACAUACCUCUUGUUGAACUUGAGCUGGUUGUUGGGUUCUCUCGGAACUAUCUUUGAGGACUGCAUCAUUUUCUUACAAUUCUACAUGUACAAGGGCCACCAUGAGGCCCUUCACAUUGCAUAGGGUGCACUGACUUUAUAAUUAGUUAAAUUGCAAUAUUUCAUACAUCUUACAAACCCAUCCCGU